Pistacia vera is the source of this 867-nucleotide messenger RNA. RefSeq lists its product as uncharacterized. NCBI's taxonomy places the organism in Eukaryota, Viridiplantae, Streptophyta, Magnoliopsida, Sapindales, Anacardiaceae. The record is from RefSeq and is a predicted model, not a curated record. Bases 1 to 867 code for a protein of 288 amino acids. The transcript has 3 exons.
AUGACUGGAGUUUGUCCACAGACAGAUCUAUGGAAGAAGCUGCAAUCAAAGGAUGAUGUUUCCCUCACCUAUUUUUACAGUCUUAUAGAGAAAUAUCUCUGUAUCGAGAACUCCGUGGUGGCACUCCACCGCCAUGACCUCGGCAGUUCGAGCAAUGUGCCAGAAGAGGCAAUUGAAGAUCUAAUCAAGCAAGGGCAUUUCAAGGAGUAUAUUGAUGACUCUGCUCCUGUAAGGGAGAAAAAUCGAGAGGAACAGGGCAAGAAGCGUCGUGAUCGCAAAGGUAUCUGUAGCGUGGGGUUAAUCUUUGGGGGACCACAUCUUGGGGGAAACUCGCAAGGUGCCCAAGAAAGAUAUGUUCACACAGCCCAUCAAAACGCUAUCCGUGUAAUGAACACGGUGCAGCAACCUCCAAAGGUUCACAAAGAGGAGGAAAUCACCUUCUCCGAAAAAGACGCAGUCCAAUUGCAUCAUCCCAACGAUGAUGCUCUCGUCAUUACGCCUCAGAUAGGGUGCUUCAACGUCCACAGAAUGUUGGUAGAUAAUGGAAGCAUUGUGAACAUCCUAUUCCAGCUAGCUUUCGAAAAAAUGAAAUUGGAUGAGGCCGACCUGAAGCCAACCUCAAUCCCCCUCUAUGAUUUUAGAAGGGAUCACUUGAUCCCCAAGGGAACGAUCUCACUUCCAGUCAUGCUGGGUGACUCUGAUGGGGUGACCAAGAUAACUGAAUUCUUGGUAAUAGAUUGCCUGUCCGCUUUUAAUGGCAUCCUGGGGCGACCUCUACUAAGGAACUUUCGAGCAGUCACUUCAAUCUACCAUCUCAAGAUGAAGUUUCCCACCCCGACGGAGAUAGAGGAAGUAAGUAGAUCGUAA